Messenger RNA from Lynx canadensis (Canada lynx), 1182 nucleotides. RefSeq names its product WD repeat domain 53 (gene WDR53). Gene Ontology annotation, molecular function: protein binding. The coding region runs from base 66 to 1142 and encodes 358 amino acids. NCBI's taxonomy places the organism in Eukaryota, Metazoa, Chordata, Mammalia, Carnivora, Felidae. The transcript is spliced from 3 exons. The record is from RefSeq and is a predicted model, not a curated record.
CACAGGUGAGGUCAUCACGAGGCGCCGAGGAGGAAAGCGGGAAGCGCAGUGUCUUCUGGGCCAUAAUGGCAGUCAAGUGGACUGGUGGACAUUCUUCACCUAUUCUCUGCCUGAAUGCAAGUCAAGAAGGCCUAGUCGCUUCUGGAGCAGAGGGUGGUGAUCUUAUGGUUUGGGGUGAAGAUGGGACUCCAUUAGGACAUAAACGCUUCCAAGGGGCUGAUGAUGUUACCAGUGUCUUAUUCUCUCCCUCCUGCCCCACUAAGCUCUAUGCUUCACAUGGAGAAACCAUUAGCUUACUGGAUGUCCGGUCACUUAAAGGUUCCUUGGACCAUUUUCAUGUGAAUGAAGAAGAGAUCAAUUGUCUCUCAUUGAAUGAAACUGAAAACCUGCUGGCUUCUGCUGAUGACUCCGGAGCAAUCAAAAUCCUAGAUCUGGAAAAUAAGAAAGUUAGCAGAUCACUGAAGAGACAUUCCAAUAUCUGUUCUUCUGUAGCUUUUCGGCCUCAAAGACCUCAGAGCCUGGUGUCAUGUGGACUGGAUAUGCAGGUGAUGCUGUGGAACCUUCAGAAAGCACGGCCACUCUGGAUUACAAAUUUGCAGGAAGAUGAAACAGAAGAGAUGGAAAGCCCACAAUCACCUGGUCAGCUUUUAAACCCUGCUUUAGCCCACUCUGUGUCUGUAGCAUCAUGUGGCAAUAUUUUUAGCUGUGGUGCAGAAGAUGGUAAGGUUCGAAUCUUUAGGGUGGUGGGAGUUAAGUGUGAACAAGAACUGGGAUUUAAGGGCCACACUUUGGGAGUAUCCCAGGUCUGCUUUCUGCCAGAAUCCUAUAUGCUGCUUACUGGAGGGAAUGAUGGGAAGAUAAUGUUGUGGGAUGUAAGCAGUGAAAUUGAAAAAAAACAGAAGAGCCCUACAAAACCUACCCACAGGAAGAAAACUAAAAAAGCAGCUUAUACGAAGCAGGGUAGAAAUACUCAUGCUCUAGUAACAGAUGAAGAAGAACAUGGCAAAAUUUUACCAAAACUAAGUGUUGAACAUGGAGAAAAGGUGAACUGGCUGUUGAGUACAAAAAUAAAGGGAUACCAAAAUAUAUUAGUAGCUGAUCAAACUAGUUGUGUAUCUGUAUAUCCCUUAAAAGCAUUUUAAAUCCAAUAAAAAAUUUGAAAAACUGCAGCAGAACUUUUUA